AUGGGUUUCGGACAUUUCCCCCAUAAUGAUCCUGCAGUGGGCUAUGUCAUGUUCACAGCAACGGAUGAGUGUGAAGAUGGACAGUUUCAGUGCAGUAACCAAAGGUGUAUACCGACCCUCUGGAGGUGUGACGAUGAUGACGACUGCUCAGACAACAGUGAUGAAGAAAACUGCCGUAAGAAGACAUGCGCCCCAGCGGAGUUCGCCUGCUUCAACGGCCAGUGUGUCCCGGGACGCUGGAGGUGUGACGGCGAAGUGGAGUGUCCAGACGGAUCUGAUGAGGCUGAGGAGACAUGCAGCAAACAGACAUGCCCCCCGGAGAAGUUUGACUGUGGGGGCGCCACCAACAAGUGCGUGUCCCUGUCCUGGAGGUGUGACGGAGAGAAGGACUGUGAGAAUGGAGCCGACGAAGAGGACUGUGCAGCUGAUGCCAAAGCUUGUCCGGAUGGUGAAUUCAUGUGUGCCAAUCGAAAGUGCUUGGCUGCUGUGUACGUGUGCGAUGGUGACGAUGACUGUGGGGAUGGCAGUGAUGAACUCAAAUGUACCUCUCCCAAAACCUGUGGACCCAACCAGCUCCGGUGCAACAGCUCCGAGUGUGUGCCCCUGAUGUGGAGCUGUGACGGAGACCCCGAUUGCUCGGACAGUUCGGACGAGGGACCAGAGAGAUGCGGGGGCGAGGGUGUCCCGUACAUCAACAACCGAAGAGCCAACUGCACCGAGGGGGAGUUCAGAUGUGCCAAUGGAGAGUGUGUGAGGCUGAGCUGGAAGUGUGAUGGAGACCCGGACUGCAAGGACAAAUCAGAUGAGAUAGACUGUCCCCUACUAACCUGUCGUCCCGAUGAGUUCCAGUGUGGAGACGGCUCCUGUAUCCACGGCACCAAACAGUGCAACAAGGUGCAUGACUGUCUGGACCACAGCGAUGAGACUGGCUGUGUCAACGCUACAAAAUGUGAGGGCCCCCUGAAGUUUCUUUGUAAGAAUGGAGAGUGUAUUGACAGCUCCAAGGUGUGCGACUCACACAAAGACUGCAAGGACCGAUCGGAUGAGCCCAAGAAAGAAUGUGGGUUAAAUGAGUGCAUGAUCAACAAUGGCGGCUGCUCUCACGUAUGCAUGGAUCGACCAAUUGGCUACGAGUGCCAGUGCCCUGCAGGUUAUCAGCUGCUGGACAAGAAGACCUGUGGAGAUAUUGACGAGUGUGAGAACCCAAAUGCUUGCAGCCAAAUUUGCAUUAACUACAAGGGAGAUUUCAAGUGUGAAUGUUAUGAAGGUUAUGAGAUGGACCCUGUCACAAAGACCUGUAAAGCUGAGGGAAAAAGCCCGUACCUGCUUUUCACCAAUCGUCAUGAGAUCAGGAGGAUGGACCUGGGGAAGCGCGAGUACAGUCAGGUAGCGUCAACGCAAAAGAACGUUGUGGCGCUGGACCUGGAUGUGGCUAAUAACCGAGUGUUCUGGUGUGACCGGUUUCACAGGAAGAUCUACAGCGCAUUCAUCCAUGAGGCCAGUGACCCGUCCCAGCAGGUCCCCCUAGUGGACUCUCUGCUGCAGACGCCCGUGGGCCUGGCUCUGGACUGGCUCCAACACAAUCUGUACUGGACAGAUUCUGGGGACAAGUCCAUCUCUGUGGCUUCAGUGGACGGAACCAAGAGACGAGUCUUGAUCAACACAGACCUGAGUGAGCCGCGAGCUAUCGCCCUGGACCCUCACCACGGCUUUAUGUACUGGUCUGACUGGGGCACCCGAGCGAAGAUUGAAAAAGCCGGCAUGAAUGGAGUGGAUCGCCAGGUGUUGGUGGCUGAUAACAUUGAAUGGCCCAAUGGAAUCACAUUAGAUGUAGCCAACAGACGCUUGUACUGGGUGGACUCCAAACUGCACCACAUCUCCAGUGUGGAUCUGAACGGGGCGCACCGCAGGACCCACCUGUCAUCUGUGGAGAGACUGGGACACCCCUAUGCCCUGGCUGUUUUUGAGGAUCGAAUCUACUGGACUGAUCGAGACAGAGCUGCAGUCUUUAUGGCCAACAGGCUCACGGGGCAGGACAUCCACACACUGGCUGAAAACCUCAACGACCCUCAUGACAUUGUAGUCUUCCAUCAGCUCCGGCAGCCUCCAGGUCCAGACAGCUGUAAUCUCGGCAGUGUGGCAAAUGGUGGGUGUGAGUACUUGUGUCUGAAGGCUCCUCAGAUCACAGAGCACUCGCCCAAAUACACCUGCGCCUGCCCCGACGGACAAGACCUGGGCCCAGACAUGAGGGGCUGUGUGCCAGGAGCCCCCAGAAAGGUGGUGACCUCAACACCGUCUGUCGAAGCAAUUCCAGGCACAAGUACCGCUGCAGGGGAGGAUUUUACCAUUUCCUCUGGUGGAUACUCACCAGCUGACACUGCCUCUCACCUCACUACUGCGCCCCCUACGUCUUUGGAGCCCCUUACACCCUUCCCAUCACUGAAGCCUGUCCCGUCAGUAGAGUCUAAGGCACUUGGCUCGCACUCCACUGCCACAGCCAUGGUCAUGCCCACCACGCCAGCAGGAGACAGCAGCGUGUCUCAGCAUUCGGGAGGUGAGCAUUUCCUCAUGGGAGAGAACCUGACAGUAGCGGUCCUGGGAGUGGUCAUCCCCAUUGUUCCUAUCGUUGCCACAGUGGUGUUUGGACUGGUCUGCGCUGGAGUCUACAUGGUCUGGAGGAACUACCGCCGUAACUCCACCAAGAGCAUGAACUUUGACAACCCUGUGUACCGUAAGACCACAGGGGAGGGGGAAGAGGACGAGAUCCACAUUGGCCGGACUGAUGCCAUGGCACACCACACACACCACCACCCUUACCCCCAGGGCGUCAGCAUGGGGGUGGUUGGAGCAGGAGGGGGCACCUGUCCUCAGUUCAUUGCACUGCCUUUAGGGGGCAGUAUGCCUGACCCUGGAACUCACUGGUAUACGGAGCAACCUAUGCUAACCACUACUAAGUGA
This is a messenger RNA of Boleophthalmus pectinirostris (great blue-spotted mudskipper), 2958 nucleotides long. RefSeq names its product low-density lipoprotein receptor-related protein 8-like. NCBI's taxonomy places the organism in Eukaryota, Metazoa, Chordata, Actinopteri, Gobiiformes, Gobiidae. Gene Ontology annotation, molecular function: protein binding; calcium ion binding. The transcript is spliced from 18 exons. The record is from RefSeq and is a predicted model, not a curated record. The coding region runs from base 1 to 2958 and encodes 985 amino acids.